AUUCUAAGUGGUGGGUUCUCCAAUGUCCAAUCAUCGGCGUUAACCCUCCACCCCCCCCCCCCUUUUCUUUUUCUAAUUUAAUUUAAUUUUCUCGCUAUUUUUGCCUGCUUUAGCCAAGAAAAUCAAAUUGUUCAAUUUCCUGAAAUGCUUCAAGAACACCACCUCCACCACCACCACCACCAUCAACAACUCCUUUCUAUCCAAUUUCGAUCGAUAGGGAGAAACAAAAAGAAAUCUUAAUCUUCUAAAAUUAUUUUCAUUCCUUUUCUUUUUAAGAUUCGAGAUCGAUCGAUUGAAUCGGAGUUCUUUUUAGUUUUUUUUUUUUGUUUUUAGAUUUGAAUUUGUAUAUAAAUUCAAAAGGUAGGAGGGGAUUGGAGAGGGGAGAACAAAAAUUAAAAAGAAGGGCCGAAAGUGCAGGCAAUUUGGCUGAAACAUGUCUGCAAUAGUUUCAGGGAAGAGAUCUUUCUUUGAGGAAUUGAGUUCGACACCUCCUGCUUCUAAGAGAAUCCGUUGCUCUUCUCGUUUUACUUCUUCUUUCUCUCCUUCUUCUUCGCCUCCAUCGCCUCCGUCGUUUUUGAUCGAUCAAUUGAUUUCUAUUUUUCCUCACAUGGAUAAGCAGGUCCUUGAGAGAGCACUUGAAGAAUGUGGAGAUGAUCUGGAUUCAGCCAUUAGAAGCUUGAAUGAGCUUUGUUUAGGAUCUGCCGAUAGAAAUGCAGCUGCUGCUGAUAAAACUGGUGUCGAGUUAGAAGGAAAUGUUCAAAUUCAAACCCAAGGUAUAACAGCUAAUGGAGAUGUUCCAACUAAGGAACAAACAUCUCCAGAAGCCUUCUCAAUGGAUGGUUCAGAUUGGGUGGAGCUUUUUGUUAGAGAAAUGUUGAAUGCUUCCAACAUCGAUGAUGCCAGAGCUCGUGCUUCUAGAGCACUGGAGGUUUUCGAUAAGUCCAUCCAUGCUCGUGCCGGAGCAGAGGUGGCCCAAAACUAUCACCAGGAAAAUAUGAUGCUGAAAGAACAACUGGAAACACUAAUUCAGGAAAAUACUAUUCUCAAGCGAGCUGUUGCUGUUCAACAUGAGCGCCAGAAAGAAUAUGAAAAUCAAAGUCAAGAAUUACAGCAUCUGAAGCAAGUAAUAUCUCAAUAUCAGGAGCAGUUGAGAACCCUUGAGAUAAACAACUAUGCAUUGACAAUGCACUUGAAGCAAGCACAGCAAAGUAGUAACAUCCCAGGGCGUUUCAACCCUGAUGUUUUCUAGUAAGUGUUUUUGCUGAUAACUUGGUGUGAAAUCUGUGCUUCAAUCUUUAGCUAUUUUAAUUUUAAAGUUUGUAUUGUUCUCUUUGCAGAAUGGUAUAGGCUGCAGUUAAAAGAUAUGCCUUCGAUUUUUUUAUAAACAAAAAAAAAAAAUACAUGAAUGGUAGUUUAUUUUCCCAAUUAUAUACUUGAAGUGGAUAUUUGAUAGUAGAAAACAUUUGUAGGCUUUAUAUGCAUGGAGUUUAACCUUUGUUUGU
This is a messenger RNA of Gossypium raimondii (Peruvian cotton), 1502 nucleotides long. RefSeq lists its product as uncharacterized. Bases 434 to 1249 code for a protein of 271 amino acids. The record is from RefSeq and is a predicted model, not a curated record. NCBI's taxonomy places the organism in Eukaryota, Viridiplantae, Streptophyta, Magnoliopsida, Malvales, Malvaceae. The transcript is spliced from 5 exons. Gene Ontology annotation, molecular function: ubiquitin binding.